UGACAGAUGAGAUGGAGUCAGUGUCAGUGAUGGAGGGAGAUUCGGUUACUUUACACACCGAUCUUACUGAACUACAGAGGGAUGAUGUGAUAUAUUGGGGGUUUGAAGGGACCCGCAUAGCUCAGAUCAAUAAAGUUGCAAGUGUGAUCUCAAUAUAUGACGAUGUUCUUGAUGGGAGAUUCAGAGACAGAGUGCAUCUGGAUAGUCAGACUGGAGAUCUCACCAUCAGCGAUGUCAUAGCUAAAGACUCUGGACUUUAUAAACUACAGAUCAGUGACAGCAGUAAGAGUAUAGAAAAGAUUUUCAAUGUUACCGGUGUGAUUGAUGUUGACAGAGAAGGAGUGAAGUCAGUGUCUGUGAUAGAGGCAGAUUCUGUCACUUUAUACACCGACGUUCCUGAUUUCAAGAAGUAUGAUGUGAUACUCUGGAGGUUUCAACAUGAAAACUCUCCUCUAGCCGAACUCAACAGAACGGCUGGGAUCCUCUCUGUACACGAUGAUGGAAGAUUCAGAGACGGACUGAAGUUGGACAAUCAGACUGGAUCUCUUACCAUCAGAAACAUUAGAUCCAACAACUCUGGACUUUAUGAAGUAGAUAUCAACAGUAGCAGAAGACACACCAUACAUCAGACAUUCAGAGUUACUGUCAGUGGUGGAGUGAAGUCAGUAUCGGUGAAUGAGGGAGAUUCAGUCACACUGUACACUGAUACUGAAAUUCAGACCUAUGAUUUUAUCGAAUGGAUGUUUGGAGAUGAACGCACUCAGAUCGCUCAAAUGUAUAAACCAGAUGCACGCUUUGUCACGUAUGACGGGGAUGAUGGGAGAUUUAGAGAUAAACUGAAGCUGAAUGAUCAGACUGGAUCUCUGACCAUCACAAACAUCAGAACUGAACACAAAGGAGUUUAUGAAGUAAAGAUCAGCAGCAACAGACAUUCAUUACACAGGAGAUUCAUUGUGAUUGUCACUGCACUGGGUCUAUCUUCAGUUACUGUUGUAAUAUGCAUUUUGUUUCUGCUUGUUGCUGGUGUGACAGCUGCUGUGAUUUACUAUCGCUGGAGGUCUCACCGGAGGGUCAAAUUUUACGAUAAGGAGAUGGAUGUGUUGGAGGGAGGUUCUGUUACUCUACACACAAGUCUUACUCACGUACAGAUAGAUGAUGUUAUCGAGUGGAGGUUUGGACAUGAAAAGGUCACCAUUGCUAAAAUCACAAAUGCUACCAGCAAGUGUGUUGAUGAGAGAUUUAAAGACAAACUGACACUGGACCCUCAGACUGGAGAUCUUACCAUCAAUAACAUCAGUAAUGAACAAUCUGGAUUUUAUCAGCUAAAUAUCAUCAAACGUAAAAAACUCUCAUCCAAGAAAUUCAAUGUGAUUGUCAUCGGUGAAUUAAUGACAGUGAAUGCAGGGGAGUCUGUCACUUUAGAGACUCGUGUUACUGAAAUACAGAGAGAUGAUAAGAUCGAGUGGAUGUUUGGGGAUAAAGAAACUGUCAUAGCUCAGACUGACAGCGCUUUUAAUAUCUUUAGUACAUAUGAUGGUGAUAAUGAUGUAUUCAAAGAUACACUGGGCCUGGAUCAUCAGACUGGAGAUCUCACCAUCAAAAACAUUAGAAAAAGACAUGCUGGUGUUUAUACACUAAAGAUCAUCAUCAGUGGAAAUGUCUCUUUUAGGAGACUGCGUGUAACGGUCACAGAUAUCACUGCAAAUGAUUUGAAUGAGUCAUUAAAUUCAAAUGUACCUUUAAUGAACAGUGCCAGCAGCGGUGCUUCCAGUGUAACAUGAUCAUCAUAACAAACACAUUGUUUAAAUGUAAAUAUCAGAUUUUAUUUUUGUUACUGAAUACAGACAAUGUGUACUCUAUGUAAUAUUUGUUGUUUCAUGCAUCUUUUACAGUCUUAUGCUUAAAUAUGUAAUGUGUAGAUAACUAUACACCAUCAUUUCACUGACUGAUGU
Molecule: messenger RNA, 1952 nt
Organism: Misgurnus anguillicaudatus (oriental weatherfish)
Lineage: Eukaryota; Metazoa; Chordata; Actinopteri; Cypriniformes; Cobitidae
Source: RefSeq, a predicted model, not a curated record